AUGAGCUCGCGAUACAAUUUGAGAUCGAAUCCACAUUCUGAUCUAAUUCCACCUAUUACUUAUUCGAAACAACCUUUGCAUAGAUCACCUCUCGAUCAAGCAAUAUAUACCGAUCUUCCACUCACAAGUGAUUCUUCUGAUUUUUCUGAUCAAGAGGGGAUGGCUAAUCUAACUCUCAAAGAGAUGGCUGCACCAACCGUUGACCAACAACCUUUAUGCAUUCGAUACAAUGAUACGGCAGGGGGAGCUUUUGAGCUUAAAUCUGGGAUGAUUCAUCUUGUACCAAUUUUCAGAGGUUUAGCAGGAGAGGAUCCAAACAAGCACCUUAAGGAGUUCCAAGUGGUGUGCUCAACUAUGAAACCAAAUGGAACAACGGAGGAACAAGUGAAGUUAAAGGCGUUCCCAUUUUCUUUAGCAGAUAGUGCUAAGGAAUGGCUUUAUUACCUACCAUCCAGGACCAUAACUACUUGGAAUGAGAUGAAGAGGUUGUUCCUGGAGAAGUAUUUUCCAGCAUCUCAAGCCACACUCAUUAGGAAAGAAAUUUGUGGGAUUCGGCAAUACAAUGGGGAAAACUUAUAUGAAUAUUGGGAAAGGUUUAAGAAAUUGUGUGCUAGCUGUCCGCAUCAUCAAAUAAGUGAGCAAUUACUUCUCCAAUAUUUUUAUGAGGGAUUGAUGCCAAUGGAGAGGAGCAUGAUAGAUGCAGCAAGUGGAGGAGCAUUAGUUGAUAAAACUCCUACAGAAGCAAGGAACUUAAUUGCAACCAUGGCGGAAAACUCUCAACAAUUUGGUACUCGAUCCGAUCCACCACCAAGGAAGGUAAAUGAAGUAGGGAUAUCCAAUAAUCUUGAGCGACAAUUGAAUAAUUUGACUCCACUUGUGCAACAAAUUGCAAUUGGACAAGUGAAGGCAUGUGGAAUUUGCUCCAAUGUGGGACAUCCUACCGAUAUAUUAGAGGCGCAUGGGUCUGGAAAGCUUCCUUCCCAACCUUUGGUUAACCCUAGGGAGAAUGCUAGUGCCAUUACUUUGAGAAGUAGUAGACAACUUGAGAAGACUCACAAGAAGCCAAAUGAUGAGAAAGAAGUUGGAGAUGAGUUGAUUCAAGGUGGAACAAAGCAACCCAAAAGUGCAGAAAAUUCGCCAACCAAUUCUUCCAAUGCAAAACAUCCACCUAAGGUACAAUCUAAUGUUCCUAUUAAUACUUACAAACCUCCUUUGCCUUUUUCUAGCAGGUUUGCCAUAUCAAAGAAGGAGGAACAUGAACAAGAAAUUUUGGACGCUUUUAGAAAGGUACAUGUCAACAUUCCUUUGUUGGAUGCAAUAAAGCAAGUGCCGCGUUAUGCAAAAUUUCUUAAAGAAUUGUGCACCAACAAGAGAAAACUUAAGGGAAACGAGGUGGUGAGUGUGGGAGAAAAUGUCUCAGCGGUUUUGCAAAGGAAGCUUCCAACAAAGUGCAAAGAUCCGGGUAGUUUCACCAUACCAUGCAUCAUAGGCAACACAAGGUUUGAGAAAGCAAUGUUAGACUUAGGUGCUUCUAUUAAUGUCAUGCCUUACUCAAUUUAUCUUGAUUUAAAUCUUGGUACUCUUAAAGAGACCUGCUUAGUUAUUUAAUUUUCUGAUUGAUCUAAUGCCUAUCCAAAGGGAGUUGUGGAAGAUGUUUUGGUGCAGGUAAACGAGCUUGUUUUUCCAGUGGAUUUCUACGUGCUUGACAUGAAAGAUGACAACUGUGAAACCACGCCAUUGCUUUUGGGGAGACCAUUCAUGAAAACAUCCCGUACGAAAAUAGAUGUGCAUAAUGGGACGUUGACAAUGGAUUUUGAUGGGGAAGUCAUUCAAUUUAACAUCUUUGAUGUAAUGAGGUAUCCUAAUGAUGACAAUGAUUGCUUUUCCAUUGAUGUACUUGACUCUUUAAUGCAACAAAUGUUCAAGCUUAAGGGUAAAGAUCCAUUGGAAGUGGCAAUAUGGAAUGGGUUGUCAACUGAGGAACCUCAAAGUUUUAAUGAAGACGUAGAGUUAGGAGAAGAGCUAAAUGAAACUAUAGCAAUGUUGGAUGAGCUUCCAAAGAAAAAUCCAAGGUAUGAAAUCUCCUAUAUUUCUCUUCCCAUAUCUAAUGAGAAACUUUUACCUUCCAUUGUGCAGGCCCCUGCCGUGGAGCUUAAGCCUUUACCAAGUCAUCUCAAGUAUUUAUACUUAGGAGAAGGAGACACAUUGCCCAUGAUUGUAGCGGCCAACCUUUCAAAGGUGCAAGAAGAGAAACUUGUUCGUGUGUUGAGAGAGUACAAAACGGCAAUUAGUUGGACGAUUGUUGACAUUAAAGGAAUAAGUCCUUCCAUGUGCAUGCACCGCAUAUUGUUAGAGGAAGGAUUGAAGCCUACAAGAGAAGCGCAAAGACGGUUGAAUCCACCAAUGAUGGAAGUAAAAUCCAGAAUAACCGUGGUAAAGAAUGAAGAUAAUGACUUAGUUCCCACUCGCAUUAAAACGGGAUGGCGAGUGUGCAUAGACUACCGCAAGCUCAAUGCCACAAUGCGCAAAGAUCAUUUUCCUCUUUCAUUUAUCGAUCAAAUGCUUGAACGUUUAGCAGGCCAUUCUUACUAUUGUUUUCUUGAUGGAUUUUCAGGUUAUAAUCAAAUUGUGGUUGCACCGGAAGAUUAAGAGAAGAUGACGUUUACAUGCCCCUUUGGCACUUUUGCUUAUCGACGCAUGCCAUUUGGCCUUUGUAAUGCACCUGCCACCUUUCAAAGGCGCAUGGUAAAUAUUUUCUCCGAUUACAUAGAGAACAUUAUAGAGGUAUUUAUGGAAGAUUUUAGUGUCUAUGGCAACUCAUUUGAUAAUUGUUUGGAUAAUUUGACGUUAGUUCUUAAAAGAUGCAUAGAAACUAAUCUUGUUUUAAAUUGGGAAAAAUGACAUUUUAUGGUAAAUCAAGUGAUAGUUUUAGGGCAUAUUAUCUCAUCUAGGGGGAUUGAAGUUGAUAAAGCUAAAAUAGAUCUUGUACGUUCCUUACCACCUCCCACUUGUGUAAGAGAGGUACGUUCUUUUCUUGGACAUGCAGGAUUUUAUAGGAGAUUUAUCAAGGAUUUCUCUAAGAUCACAAGGCUCUUAUGCUGUUUGUUACAAAAAGAGGUAGCGUUUGAGUUCGAUGAAGAGUGUAUAAAGACGUUUGAGAAACUAAAAGAACUCCUAACCACAGCCCCAAUUAUUCAGCCACCCGAUUGGAGUCUUCCAUUCGAGUUGAUGUGCAACGCAAGCGAUUAUGCCAUUGGAGCCGUGUUAGGACAACGAGUUGGAAAGUUACCACACACCAUUUAUUAUGCUUCAAGAACAUUGAAUGACGCUCAACUUAACUACACAACUGAGAAAGAACUUUUGGUGGUUAUUUUUGCAUUAGAAAAGUUUCGUUCCUAUCUAAUUGGCACUAAAGUUACUGUUUUUUCUGACCAUGCAGCUCUUAGGUAUUUGCUUACGAAGAAGGAGGCUAAACCAAGGCUUAUAAGGUGGAUUCUAGUGCUACAAGAGUUCAACCUAACAAUCAAAGACAAAAGAGGGAGUGAGAAUGUUGUAGCAGACCAUUUAAGUAGGUUGAUAAACCAAGAAGAUGCUCUUCCAUUGAAAGAUGAUUUUCCAGAUGAACAGUUACUUGCAAUGACAUCCUUGGGACCAUGGUAUGUAGAUAUAGUAAAUUACAUAGUGACCAAGAGAACCCCACCCAACAUGUCGCGUGCUAGCAAGGACAAACUGAAGAAGAUCGCCAAGCAAUACGUGUGGGAUGAUCCAUAUCUUUGGAAAUAUUGCCCCGACCAAAUCAUAAGAAGGUGCGUAGGUUCUCUUUCUACUCCCUUAACUGCAUUCUCAAAACCCUCAGAACAUGGGAAGCACACAUCUGUUGUCUCAGCACUAUCAAAUCCAAAAAAGGGACACCCUAAAACAAGUUUUUUGUCAACCCAGGUUUAUGCCCCAAAUGAAGUUCUAAAUCGAUCCCUUCUUACAACUUUGCUUGGUAAAUCAGCAUCCCUUUUUCGUGCAGAAUCAAACAGUGUAGAUGGUAAUCAGCAGUCAACUGCUACAGAGAAGCCAUUUGCUUGA
Molecule: messenger RNA, 4077 nt
Organism: Pistacia vera
Lineage: Eukaryota; Viridiplantae; Streptophyta; Magnoliopsida; Sapindales; Anacardiaceae
Source: RefSeq, a predicted model, not a curated record